CGAGGCCAGCCUGGUGCCAGGGCUUCUGCGCGGUCCCUGAGUCGACCCUCCGGCGCCCUGGGCGAGCCGUCUUUCCGCUUGCGUGCUUCCCCUCGCUCAUUCCCCUGCCGCCGGGAGCCCCCUACUCGGGCAUGGUGGGGAGGGAUUCCGCGCUAGCCCACCCGUCUUGGAGGUCCCUGGCAUUUGGAAGACAUUAGCACCAUGAGCUUCGUGGCAUAUGAGGAGUUGAUCAAGGAGGGCGACACAGUCAUCUUGUCACUGGGCCAUGGCUCGAUGGUGGCAGUGCGUGUGCAGCGCGGGGCACAGACUCAAACCCGGCAUGGUGUCCUGCGACACUCAGUAGACCUCAUUGGUCGCAGGUUUGGCUCUAAGGUCAUCUGCAGCAGAGGUGGCUGGGUGUACGUACUGCACCCCACACCUGAGCUCUGGACACUGAACCUGCCCCACCGCACACAGAUCCUGUACUCCACCGACAUCGCUCUGCUCACCAUGAUGCUGGAGCUGCGGCCUGGCUCUGUGGUCUGUGAGUCUGGCACCGGCAGUGGUUCUGUGUCCCAUGCCAUCAUUCGCAGUAUUGCCCCCACGGGCCACCUGCACACAGUGGAGUUCCACCAGCAACGGGCAGAAAAGGCCCGGGAAGAGUUCCAGGAGCAUCGUGUGGGCCAGUGGGUGACCGUGCGCACCCAGGAUGUGUGCCGCAGUGGCUUCGGUGUGAACCACGUGGCUGACGCUGUCUUCCUAGACAUCCCAUCACCCUGGGAGGCUGUGGGUCAUGCCUGGGAUGCCCUCAAGGUUGAAGGUGGACGCUUCUGCUCCUUCUCUCCAUGCAUUGAGCAGGUGCAGCGCACGUGCCAGGCACUGGCAGCCCAGGGCUUCACAGAGCUGAGCACCCUGGAGGUGCUGCCCCAGGUCUACAACGUGCGCACCGUUAGCCUGCCCCUGCCUGACCUGGGGGCUAGUACGGGUCCUGACGGCAGCCCCUUUCGCAGCGGCACACCCAUGAAAGAGACUGUGGGCCACACUGGCUACCUGACAUUCGCCACCAAGACCCCAGGCUAGUGUGCCUUGGUAGAGGUAUAUGAGGCUGGCAGGGCGGCCGGAGGCUGCCUUCUCUGGUCAGCGGCUCAUGUUUAGACCUGGGCUACAGGGCUGGAACCUGUUGCCUCCUUGGAGUGGGGGAGCUGGUGAGGAGGGUGGCACUGAUGGGGAUGCGUUCUUCAUCUUCCAGGGAGAAAGUCUCUACCCUGUCACUGCCUGGCUCAAGCUCUGUCCUGGCUGUUGUCUGUUACCAACAUGAAGUCUGCACUGCCACAGUCUCUCUGGGUAUCACUGCCAGUGUUAUAGGUUGGAGUAGAACAGCUUGGGGCACUGCCAACCCCUUCCCAGGCUACAGCCCCUGGUAUGCUGUUACCUGGCUUAGACAGCAUCCUGCGGAGAGGAAGUCCAGUAGGACAGGCCCAUGUCAGAGCCAGGGUCCCUUCCCUCAGCCUGUGAAAAUCCAAAGCACUAUGGGCAUUCUUGCUCCCCAUGAGUCCUAGGGUAGUGGGACAGUGGUACAUCUCAGGUGUUCCUUAUGGAAAACACCUUUUUUACUACCUCUUAGACAGGGAAACAUUCCCCAAGGGAGAAGGUGAUUCCUGGGCUGGGGCCCUACAUUGCCCUGGGCUUGGUGUCCAGCCUUAGUGUAUGGCCAGUUUCAAGGGAGGCCUAGUGUGCAGGCCAUGUUGAUGUGGGGCCACCCCUGGGAGUGUGUACCCAUGCUGUGCUGGUGCACAAGGGUGUUUGGUGGUGCAAUAAAUGUUUUGCCCCGC
Messenger RNA from Jaculus jaculus (lesser Egyptian jerboa), 1811 nucleotides. RefSeq names its product tRNA methyltransferase 61A (gene Trmt61a). Bases 202 to 1059 code for a protein of 285 amino acids. Lineage: Eukaryota; Metazoa; Chordata; Mammalia; Rodentia; Dipodidae. The transcript has 4 exons. Gene Ontology annotation, biological process: tRNA methylation. The record is from RefSeq and is a predicted model, not a curated record. Gene Ontology annotation, cellular component: nucleus; tRNA (m1A) methyltransferase complex.